Cynara cardunculus var. scolymus (artichoke) is the source of this 2823-nucleotide messenger RNA. Its product is annotated as exocyst complex component EXO70A1. The record is from RefSeq and is a predicted model, not a curated record. Gene Ontology annotation, cellular component: exocyst. Lineage: Eukaryota; Viridiplantae; Streptophyta; Magnoliopsida; Asterales; Asteraceae. The transcript has 2 exons. Bases 269 to 2305 code for a protein of 678 amino acids. Gene Ontology annotation, biological process: exocytosis. Gene Ontology annotation, molecular function: phosphatidylinositol-4,5-bisphosphate binding.
UGAAAAAGGCAUGUACCACUUACUGUAUCCACCUCUUUUAGGGUUUUUUCUAUUUCUCCUAAAUUUCACACCAUAGUUCACAUCGAAACUCAAUUAUUCAGCUACUAUAUACUCGAUUGCUCUUCAACUUUACAACUUCUUGCGUCGAUCUUCAAAAAGCCCACUACUUUUCUUCCAGUAAUCAUCCGUUCUUGUGGGUAAAUUAAUGUGGGUGUUUGGGGUUUAGACUGAAAAUUUCGAAUCUAGGGCUUAGAAAAAUUGUGGCGGUAUGGGUUCGGUGGGUGACGAUGGGAUUGCGAAUUUGAUGUCGGCGAGGAAGUCUUUGAAGAUUAAUUUAGAAAAAUCUAGAACCCUAGAGUUAUCGAUUAAAAAAGCUGGCCCUAGAUUAGAAGAGAUUAAUCAGAGAUUACCAUCUUUAGAAGCUGCAGUUCGUCCAAUUCGUGCUCAAAGAGACGCACUUGAUGCUGUUGGUGGUCAUAUAAACCGAGCCGUGGUUCCUGCGGCCGCUGUUUUGAAAGUUUUCGAUGCAAUUCACGGGUUAGAGAAGUCGUUAUCGGAUCCACAAUCUGAUCUUCAAGGGUACCUUUCUGUUUUGAAGAACUUACAGGAGGCAUUGAAGUUUCUUUCGGAGAAUUGUGGGAUGGCGAUUCAGUGGUUAGAUGAUAUCGUUGAGUAUCUGGAGGAUCAUAAUGUGGCUGAUGGACGGUAUACUUCUAGUUUGAAGAAAGCUUUAAAGUAUCUUAGAGAGUUGCAAAGUAAAGAAGAAAAGGGCCGCCUUGAUGGUGGCCUUUUGGAGGCGGCUCUGGAUAGGCUAGAGGUUGAAUUCCGGCGACUCUUGACCGAAAACAGUAUUCCGUUGCCGAUGUCUUCAUCCCCAUUGAAAGAUGAACAAGCUUGCAUAGCCCCGUCCCCUUUGCCGGUUUCUGUGAUUCAGAAGUUGCAAGCGAUCCUUGGGAGCUUGAUUGCUAACAACCGGCUUGAAAAGUGCAAAUCUAUUUAUGUUGAUGUUCGUAGCUCAAAUGUUAGAGCAAGUUUACAGGCGUUAAACUUGGAUUACUUGGAGAUUUCCGUUUCGGAAUUCAAUGAUGUGCAGAGCAUCGAGGGUUACAUAGCCAAAUGGAGUAAGCAUUUGGAGUUUGCAGUGAAGCAUUUAUUUGAGGCCGAAUAUAAGCUUUGUAACGACGUGUUUGAGCGAUUGGGAUUGGAUGUAUGGCGUGGUUGUUUCGCUAAUAUUGCAGCCCAAGCGGGAAUGCUCGCGUUUCUUCAAUUUGGGAAAACGGUCACCGAGAGUAAGAAGGAUCCCAUAAAGCUAUUGAAAUUAUUGGACAUUUUCGCGUCUUUAAAUCGUUUAAGAUUGGAUUUCAACCGUCUUUUUGGCGGAGCUGCUUGUGCUGAAAUUCAGAAUCUCACAAGGGAUCUCAUCAAAAGAGUGAUCGAAGGGGCUUCGGAAAUCUUCUGGGAGCUUUUGGUUCAGGUGGAGUUGCAGCGGCAAGCUCCACCGCCACCAGAUGGCAGCGUUCCAAGGCUCGUAAGUUUCAUCACCGAUUACUGUAAUAGGCUUGUUGGAAAUGAUUAUAAGCCAAUCUUGAACCAAGUUCUAGCCAUCGAACGAAGCUGGAAGCAUGAAAAGUUUCAAGAAAGCCUUCUUCACGACGAGCUUCUUAAGUUAAUUCAAGCCAUUGAGUUGAACCUAGAUUCAUGGUCAAAGGCGUAUAACGAUACAAUCCUUUCGUACGUUUUCUUGAUGAACAACCAUUGGCAUCUUUACAAACAUCUAAAAGGGACAAAGAUUGGAGCUUUAUUGGGUGACCAAUGGUUAAGAGAACACCAAGAUUACACAGAGUACUAUUCUACGAUCUUUUUGCGGGAAAGUUGGGCAAAACUUCCAUCUCAUUUGAGUCGGGAAGGCUUGAUUCUGUUCUCCGGUGGCCGAGCCACUGCUCGUGAUCUUGUUAAAAAGAGAUUGAAAGCUUUUAACGAAGCUUUCGAUAACAUUUACAAGAAACACUCCAGUUGGAUUAUAUUGGAGAAAGAUCUAAGGGAGAAAACAUGCCAACUAAUCAUUCAGGCGAUUGUUCCUGUUUACCGAAGCUAUAUGCAGAACUACGGGCCGCUUGUCGAACAGGAUUCGAGCGCCAGCAAGUACUCAAAGUUCACCGCUCAAUCUCUGGAGAAAAUGCUCAGUUCCCUUUUCUUUCCGAAACCCGUGAGACAUGGCAGCUUCAAAGUCCGGCAAAACAGUAGUAAGUUCAGCAACGGUGUGGAAGAUCAGUAUUCGGCUUCUCCAACGCCUACCGUUGCAUAGAUUAAACCGGAAAAAUGGUUCCUUUGUAUAUAUUGAGGAACUCGACGUGUAAAAGAGGAGGACCCAUAUUCGAUUCUUGAAGUUGCUUUAUCUCUUGAAGCCGCUUUAUGAAGUGGGAGUUUUUCAGUUUCUUGAAGCUGCUUUACGAAAUGGGAGAUUUCGGUUUCUUGAAGCUGCUUUAUGAAAUGGGAGUUUUCGGUAUCUUGAUCUUGCUAACGAGCCACCAGAUCGGAUGACCCAUAUUGCCGUUUUCAGGUUGGUAGAGUUGCUGAACUCUUGAAUCUUGGUAUCUAUCUAUGUUGGUAGACUGUUGAAUCUUGGUAUCUAUGUUGGUUGGAAUCCAUAAUUAUUGGUUCUUUUUUUGGUUAGAAGCAUCUAAGAUUGUUAAAUUUACUGCUGUUCUUGUUUAUGUACAAUUGUUUUGGUAUAAAUCUUUGAACCUUUUAAAUAGAUGGCUAGUUUCUAUCAUGAUUCAUCAAAGAUUCAACUUUCUUGAGAAUAAGAUUUGUCUUCCUGCC